UCACGUGACUGCGACCAGUCGGCCAAGAUGGCUGCCUCCUGCGUGGCCGUGUUAGCGCUGUCCCUGUCGUUGCCGCUGCUGCUGCUGAUCGCGUGGAAGCGCUGGCGGCGGGAGCGCAUGGCCCGGCACGCGGUCGUCGUGGUGCUGGGCGACGUGGGUCGCAGCCCCCGAAUGCAGUAUCACGCGCUGUCCUUGGCCAAGUGUGGCUUCUCCGUGACCCUCCUGGGGUUCUGCAACUCCAAACCCCACGAUGAGCUCUUGCAGAGUGACAGAAUUCGGAUUGUACCUUUGACAGAACUUGAGAGACUUGCAGUUGGGCCGCACAUUCUUCAGUAUGGAGUCAAAGUUGUAUUUCAGGCAGUGCACUUGCUGUGGAAGUUGAUGUGCAGUGAGCCAGCAGCCUACAUCUUUCUCCAGAACCCCCCCGGCCUGCCUGCCAUUGCUGUCUGCUGGUUUGUGGCCUGCCUCUGUGGGACCAAGCUCGUCAUCGACUGGCACAACUAUGGCUACUCCAUUAUGGGUCUGGUACAUGGCCCCAGCCACUGCCUCGUUCUGCUGGCCAAGUGGUACGAAAAGCUUUGCGGACGCCUCUCCCACCUGAACCUGUGUGUGACCAGUGAGAUGCGGGAAGACCUGGCAGAGAACUGGGGCAUCAAAGCUGUGACUGUCUACGACAAGCCAGCAUCUUUCUUUAAAGAGACGCCCUUGGACCUGCAACACCGGCUCUUUAUGAAGCUGGGCCGCACCUACCCUGCACUCAGGGCCAGCUCAGAUCCCUUGGACCCCGCCACGGAGAGGUCGGCCUUCACGGAGCGGGAUGCUAACAGCGGGAUGGUGACACGUCUUCGUGGGCGGCCGGCCCUGUUGGUCAGCAGCACGAGCUGGACAGAGGAUGAAGACUUCUCCAUCUUCCUGGCAGCGUUAGAAAAGUUUGAACAGCUGAUCCUGAAUGGAGAAAGCUUGCCUUCUUUGGUCUGUGUGAUAACAGGCAAAGGGCCUCUGAAGGAGCAUUACAGCCACCUCAUUGGCCAGAAGCAUCUCCAGCACAUCCAGGUCUGUACCCCAUGGCUGGAGGCUGAGGAUUACCCCCUGCUUCUAGGGUCAGCGGACCUGGGCGUCUGCCUGCACAAGUCCUCCAGCGGCCUGGACCUGCCCAUGAAGGUGGUGGACAUGUUUGGAUGCUGCCUGCCUGUGUGUGCCGUGAACUUCCGGUGCUUACGUGAGCUUGUGAAACAUGAGGAAAACGGCCUGGUCUUUGAGGAUGCAGAGGAACUGGCUGCUCAGCUGCAGAUGCUUUUCUCAAAGUUUCCUGAUCCUGCUGGCAAACUGAACCAGUUCCGGAAGAAUCUUCGGGAGUCCAAGCAGCUUCGUUGGGACGAGAGCUGGAAGCAGACAGUUCUCCCUUUGCUUGUGGACACAUGACCCCUUGGGCCAAAGACUGAACCCUCCUGAGCAUGUCCUGGUGUUGGAUGUCACAAAGAGGAAGACCCUGAGGCUCAUGCAAACUCCGCCUUGCUCUCAUUGGCUUCCCACCAGAACCGUGCUCCCUGUCCCUCCUCCAGCCUCUUCCAGCUGCUUGUUCCCUGCGCAAACUGUGUAGAGCAGCGCCUCCCAGUGGAUGGCAGUUGAAAGGAUAGCAGCAGGUGCCAUGCAUGGGAUGAAAUUAUUCCCCCCCACCCCUUCCUUUAAACUUUAUUCAAACUUUUUUAAAACACUUCAUGACAGCCAGGUUUGCUGUCAUGAAUUAUGGCAGUUUCAUGACCACUUUGGUCAAUAAAAAGUCGUAUGGUCAUUUUCUAAGUUGCCAGACAGUCUCAAUUCAGGACAGAGAGGUGAGGGCAGCAAGAACGUUUUCAUUUAAUUGGCGCUGGUAUAGAUGGCUUCCCAUGCCUGGGGACACUCAGUUGCACCUCUGUGACGGGGGGAUGUGCUUUUCUCGUGCUGGCUGCUCCAGUUUUGGGAGGUCCAUUCUACACAGAAUCUGUUGGAAGCCUCAUUGCUUCCUGUUUUCUUUGAGAAUGAUUUAAAUACCUCCAGACAGCCAGGCUGUGGGCCUGUGCUCAGAGCGUUAGAUGCAUUGGGCUGUCACAGUCAACAACAUUAACACAUCAGAAACGGAGGAGAAAUCCCAAACCAAAGGGCCACAAGAAAUUCUCAGUAAGAUGGAGAAGGCUGUCUACCAAGUGAAGUGCUAGUUCCCGAUGUAUAUUGUCAGAGACCAUUUCAUUGCUCUUCCUGCUUUAUGAAGGGUAAAAGGGUUUGGGUGAUUGGAACCGUUAAGGGGAGAGGACCUGUAAUACGGAGAUCUUUACAGAGCACUGGAGUAUGAGUCCCACAUUUUCCUAAAGUAGGGAAAGGGGUGUCUGCCUCGCACCUCAAACUCCGGGAGGGAGCUUCCACAGCUCUACAUGUGAGGCUAACCACGUAGCAGGGGAUGUGGGACAUCUCAACAGCCAAGAGGCUUCCCACACACGCUGAGGAAGGAAUGAGUUCAUUCAGCUUGGAAUGAACUUAUUCUAAUGACUGGGAAUCUGUGGCCCAGGAAACUAGUCCAGCCUUGAGUCACUUCUCUCUCUCUCUCCUUUCUUCCCUCUAGUUUAUUACUUUCCUGUUAAUUGCCUGUGGUCUAUUCAACAUCUCUUUGUCCCUGUUUUUGUCUCCUGGUGUCUGCCUCUCUCAGCAUCUGUUCUGUCAAGUCCCUAAUGUUUUGAUUCCUGCCUUGACAUGGGCACCGCGGCCCCCACACUGUGAGCAGAGAUGUGCCAUGUGUACUGUAGGAUGUGUGUCCAGAAUGGAGGAAAACAUACUUGAUAUAUAUGUUUUUACCUGCACAAGUGGAAUGCUUAUCUCUGAGCCAAAAUUUUCAUUUCUGAUUUAUGGUGAUUUGCUUACAACCAGAACUGCUGACAGAAAGGGGUACCCCCACACUUGAACGGUUAUAUUUCAUUAGAACAAAGUUGGUGGUUCCUGAUUCAGAAUUGAACACUCUUCAAACAUUUAAGUCCAGGGAAAGUUUUAUCAGCUUUCCCACAUAAAAAUUCUUUCCCAAGUGAUUUAAUUUUCAUGGUAAUUUCCCCAAACAUCUGCAAACCUACAGCAUUAGUUUCAGAAUUUCCAUCUCCGAGUGCUCUUCGUAGGGAAAUAGCUUCUGGUUGUGGCGAGGCGCUGCUUCCCAUGAGAUCCCAGCCUUCCCUGGAAACAGAACAUAUGUGUCUCAGGAUGGUGGGGUCUGGGGACAGGAUGUCGCCUGUCAGUGCAGGGCUGCCGGACGGGCCUGGGGGUGGAGAGUGGGGGAGGGUACAGAUUUUCAAGCCCCAUCCAGACAUCUAGAGUCAGCCUCUGGGAGCAGGACCAGGAAUCGUGUUUUUGAACACUUCAUGACAGCCAGGUUUGCUGUCUCUGCCCAUCGGCCAUGCCCAUCCCCAGAAGGUCAUGGCCUGCCUGGGUUCCCUGUAGCUCUGCACCUGUCCUACACCUCAUCGGGUGCAGCCAAGACCUGAACCCGCUCUGCCUGACUGGUCAGCACGUGCCUCCUCACAAAGGCUGGACACGAAUCUGAAGGGGCAGCCGCCCUCUUCAUGAGCACAGAUGUCUGAAGAGCCAUUGGUGAGGUUCAUUUUGUAAGUUUUAUUUUGAAUGAAAAAUUAAUAUUUAAAAAGGAAAUGAAAGGAAAGAAAAGCAUGGAAGCAUCUAUGAUCCUGCUGUCCAAGCAUAACAACUGUUAACUAUUCCAGAUUUCCCCCACGUGAAUAGUAAUAUAAAGGUGAUUAUUUUUUAAAAUAAAAAUUGGCUUAUGCUAUUUAUGCUUUUUGGUA
Messenger RNA from Myotis myotis, 3815 nucleotides. It is a transcript of the gene ALG1, whose product is annotated as ALG1 chitobiosyldiphosphodolichol beta-mannosyltransferase. Gene Ontology annotation, molecular function: mannosyltransferase activity. Lineage: Eukaryota; Metazoa; Chordata; Mammalia; Chiroptera; Vespertilionidae. The record is from RefSeq and is a predicted model, not a curated record. Gene Ontology annotation, cellular component: endoplasmic reticulum. The coding region runs from base 28 to 1422 and encodes 464 amino acids. The transcript has 13 exons.